Galeopterus variegatus (Sunda flying lemur) is the source of this 1418-nucleotide messenger RNA. It is a transcript of the gene P2RY2, whose product is annotated as purinergic receptor P2Y, G-protein coupled, 2. Gene Ontology annotation, cellular component: plasma membrane. Gene Ontology annotation, biological process: positive regulation of mucus secretion; phospholipase C-activating G protein-coupled receptor signaling pathway; blood vessel diameter maintenance. Gene Ontology annotation, molecular function: A1 adenosine receptor binding; G protein-coupled UTP receptor activity; G protein-coupled purinergic nucleotide receptor activity. The record is from RefSeq and is a predicted model, not a curated record. The coding region runs from base 285 to 1418 and encodes 377 amino acids. The transcript has 3 exons. Lineage: Eukaryota; Metazoa; Chordata; Mammalia; Dermoptera; Cynocephalidae.
ACGGUUCCGAGCCGGUGUGCUGCGCACAGUUGCGUGGUGUGACCGCCAACCUUCAAGGCCGUGGUUGAACUUUGUCUCUACGGGAGCGUCGAUCUCGGAGCCCCCUGCGGCACUGCCUGCCCUGAAAAAUGCUGGAGGCUGGGUGCGGCCCCAGGCUGGGGGACCUGUUUUUCCUGUUUCCUGAAGAGUUGCCUGCAGCCUGGUCCAGGCAUGUGCAUGCAUGAGCGAGAAACCUGAGCCAGUGCUGAGCAUCCCGACAGCAAGAGCAGGGCCUGGCCAGGGCAAUGGCGGCAGAUCUGGACUCCUGGAAUGGCACCAUCAAUGGCACCUCAGAUGGAGAUGAACUGGGCUACAAGUGCCACUUCAACGAGGACUUCAAGUACGUGCUGCUGCCUGUGUCCUAUGGUGUGGUGUGCGUGCUUGGCCUGUGUCUGAACACAGUGGCACUCUAUGUCUUCUUGUGCCGCCUCAAGACCUGGAACGCCUCCACCACUUACAUGUUCCACCUGGCUGUGUCGGACGCACUGUACGCGGCCUCGCUGCCGCUGCUGGUGUAUUACUACGCCCGCGGCGACCACUGGCCUUUCAGCACGGUGCUCUGCAAGCUGGUGCGCUUCCUCUUCUACACCAACCUCUACUGCAGCAUCCUCUUCCUCACCUGCAUCAGUGUGCACCGGUGUCUGGGCGUCUUACGCCCUCUGCGCUCACUGCGCUGGGGCCGGGCCCGCUAUGCCCGCCGCGUGGCAGCGGCCGUGUGGGUGCUGGUGCUGGCCUGCCAGGCGCCCGUGCUCUACUUUGUCACCACCAGCACACGCGGGGCUCGCAUUACCUGCCAUGACACCUCGGCACCCGAGCUCUUCAGCCACUUCGUGGCCUACAGCUCCGUCAUGCUGGGCCUGCUCUUCGCGGUGCCCUUUGCCAUCAUCCUGGUGUGUUACGUGCUCAUGGCACGGCGGCUGCUGCAGCCAGCUUACGGGACCUCGGGAGGCCUGCCGCGGGCCAAACGCAAGUCGGUGCGCACCAUCGCCGUGGUGCUGGCUGUCUUUGCCCUCUGCUUCCUGCCUUUCCAUGUCACCCGCACCCUCUAUUACUCCUUCCGCUCACUUGACCUCAGCUGCCACACCCUCAACGCCAUCAACAUGGCUUACAAGAUCACCCGGCCGCUGGCCAGCGCCAACAGUUGUCUUGACCCUGUGCUUUACUUCCUGGCUGGUCAGAGGCUCGUCCGCUUUGCCCGAGAUGCCAAGCCACCCACAGACCCCACUCUUGCCACCCAGGCUCACCGCAGGCUGGGCAUGGGCAGGUCUGACAGAACUGAUGCGAAAAGGACAGAAGAUAUGUCGGCCAGCAGUGAAAACUCUAGGCGGAUAGAGCCUACACUGGCAGGUAGCGAGAACACUAAGGACAUCCAGCUGUAA